AUGAUUUUUGGAAAAUGUGCUUCAACAAUCGCAAUACUCAUACAUUUUUAUCGAUUUUGUAAUGGAGCAAGUUAUGAUGACAUCAUUGGAAUCGAAUACAAAACUAAUCCAGCGCCAGAUGGUCAUAGAUGCGGCAUCUGUCCUACAUACUUUCAAAAGAUUUGCGCCUUCAACUUCCAAACGAACUCCACAUAUAUAUUCGACAACCACUGUGUGAUGGACCUGUAUAAUUGUAUUCAUGGAACCGUGUUUGUACAAUUGAAAAGAUAUGAAAAUUGUUUGUACAUAGGCAACUUUGCCUAUGUUCACGGUAUUAAGCGAGAAGAUUCCGACUACGGAGAGGACCACAUAGGAAUUAUAGAUACGAAGAAAAAUCCCGAUUUUGUUAAAUAA
This is a messenger RNA of Colias croceus (clouded yellow), 393 nucleotides long. RefSeq lists its product as uncharacterized. The record is from RefSeq and is a predicted model, not a curated record. The transcript has 4 exons. NCBI's taxonomy places the organism in Eukaryota, Metazoa, Arthropoda, Insecta, Lepidoptera, Pieridae. Bases 1 to 393 code for a protein of 130 amino acids.